AUGAAGACCGCCUAUCACGCCUUUAGAUGCCUAACCAAAGAUCUGGAUGCUUGCACCAUGAACCCAGAGAUGACAAUGGACAGUAUUGGUAGUUUGCAUGGUGGAAACAGCCAUGAGCAGGAUCUGAUGAGCAGCCACAGCCCUCACCACCACCACCACCACCGCAGGAUCCACCAGGACCUCACCAUUCCAUCCUCCAGGUCAGCAAUGGUCUCCAGCAUGGCUUCCAUUCUGGAUGGGGCUGGGGACUACCGCUCAGAACUGUCCAUCCCUCUGCACCAUGCCAUGAGUAUGCCCUGUGACACUUCACCCCCUGGGAUGGGCAUGAGCAGCACCUACACCACUUUAACUCCGCUCCAGCCUCUGCCACCCAUCUCCACGGUGUCCGACAAAUUCCAUCACCCUCAUCACCAUCCCCACCAUCACCACCACCACCACCACCACCAGAGGCUGACCGGCAAUGUCAGUGGUAGCUUCACCCUCAUGAGGGAUGACAGAGGGAUCCCCGCCAUGAACAACCUGUACAGCCCUUACAAGGACAUGACCGGCAUGGGGCAAAGCUUAUCCCCCCUGACGGGUACCCCCUUGGGGAAUGGUUUGGGUUCCAUUCACAAUACUCAACAGAGCCUCCAUAACUAUGGACCGCCUGGCCAUGAGAAGAUGCUCAGUCCAAACUUUGAUGCCCACACUGCCAUGUUGACAAGAGGGGAGCAGCACCUCUCCAGGGGUCUGGGCACUCCACCUUCUGCCAUGAUGUCCCACAUCAAUGGGAUGCACCACGCGGGCCACGCUCAAUCUCACGGGCCCGUGUUGACUUCCAGCCGUGACAGGCCACCCUCCUCCUCUGGAUCCCAACUCAGUAACUCUGGACAGUUAGAAGAAAUUAAUACCAAAGAAGUGGCCCAAAGAAUCACUGCGGAGCUGAAAAGGUACAGCAUCCCCCAGGCUAUCUUUGCCCAGAGGGUUCUGUGUCGGUCACAGGGUACCCUAUCAGACCUGCUAAGGAACCCUAAACCUUGGAGUAAACUGAAAUCUGGGAGGGAGACUUUUAGAAGAAUGUGGAAAUGGCUGCAGGAGCCUGAGUUCCAGAGGAUGUCAGCUCUCAGGCUUGCAGCAUGUAAACGCAAAGAGCAAGAACCGAACAAAGACAGAAACAACUCACAGAAGAAAUCCCGCCUAGUUUUCACAGACCUCCAACGAAGAACACUUUUUGCCAUCUUUAAAGAAAACAAGCGCCCGUCCAAAGAAAUGCAAAUCACUAUUUCCCAGCAGUUGGGCUUGGAACUCACUACAGUCAGUAACUUCUUCAUGAACGCCAGGAGGCGGAGUCUGGAAAAAUGGCAGGACGAUUUAAGUACAGGGGGAAGUUCAUCAAACUCCAGCACUUGUACCAAAGCAUGA
Bufo bufo (common toad) is the source of this 1401-nucleotide messenger RNA. RefSeq names its product one cut homeobox 2 (gene ONECUT2). The coding region runs from base 1 to 1401 and encodes 466 amino acids. Gene Ontology annotation, cellular component: nucleus. The transcript is spliced from 2 exons. Gene Ontology annotation, molecular function: DNA-binding transcription factor activity, RNA polymerase II-specific; RNA polymerase II cis-regulatory region sequence-specific DNA binding. Gene Ontology annotation, biological process: regulation of transcription by RNA polymerase II. NCBI's taxonomy places the organism in Eukaryota, Metazoa, Chordata, Amphibia, Anura, Bufonidae. The record is from RefSeq and is a predicted model, not a curated record.